AAGUCUUAGGAUUAUGGACUAUUUGUGUGAAUCGAUUCAAAUAAAUAUUGUAGCUAAAUUGUAAAAUGUCAAUGUCAACCGUCACAAUGUAAUUGGAUUAGUGUUUAUUAAAUCUGCCUUGAAAUACGUAACUGUAUUUUCCUAAAAAAAAAUCCAUCAGGAUACGUAUGUAUGUAUGUACUUUGUGUAAAUAAAAAUAAUGUCGUCCAAUAUAAUGCUACCGGAAUCCCCGGAUCCCAAUACACGAUCAGAAACUGUAGCCUCAAAGAUCAGUUUCAAUGAGCAGUCUUCAUCUAGAACAAGCAAAGUUGCGUUUUCGUUUAUGGAGAAAAGAGCAAUGUAUCGUGUUGUGGUUGACGGUGCCGAUGUCACACCCGAAGACAUUCUCGAGCCUGAUUAUGUAAUGAUGGUAGAUACUUUUUCGCACGCUGCCUUUGAAAACAAACCCCGUUUUAAAAGUGAAACCGGGCUUAAAGCUACGUCUAAAUCACGAUCCGUUACGGAGGGUGCGAUGACUGUUUUUGCAACGACAAUCUCUCUUGACGACAUUCAUAUCGAUCACACGCUCAACACGAGCGAGGGUUUUAUACCUGACGACGAAGUUCUCGAACAAGCGCCUUCAGCAUUUUAUCUCCCGAAAAGUAAACCAGUCAUGUCUUAUCCCCCAGAAAUUUUCAUUGUGCUUAAAGAGACAGAAACUUGCUAUUUGUUCGAAUUACCUAGUUUUGCUUUUGAGAAAGGUACUCCUGAAGCAGAUAAGGUAGAAGAGGAUAAUGAGUUUUAUCAAUAUAUUACUGUUGGAAAAGGGAGAAACAGAAAAAUGAUUGUGGAGGAAACACAAACCGAAGAGUAUAUUGUACAAACACGACACACGCUCGCGUCGAGACCCCAAAGGAAAAAUGCUAUAGCAUUCGCAUCUUUAUGGGACAUGCACGAUACCUACGCUAAGCUUGCAAACGUGAAAAAAGUAGAAGAACCUGAUGAAAUGGUGCUCUAUCAAUCAGCAGCACCCAAUUUACUCAGAAAGAAGAAACUAAAUGUUUUUGACGCUUCCUUGAAAAAAGGAAAAUGUUUUGAAGAACUAGCGUCGACACCAGAAUUCCUAGAUGCGGUUUUAUUGGCUGAACGUGUAUUAUCGACACUAGAAUAUUCUGAAGCUCAGAAGAAAUACCGUGGCUUGGUUCGUAUAGAUCCACUCUCGUUAGAUUUAGUGUAUAUUUACACAAUGAAACCUUUAUGGACUUUUGAAUGUGAAGAUACCAUAAACCGCCCCAUAACUGGAAUCUCAUUUAAUCCGAAGAAUGAGAAUAUAUUAGCAGUCGCUCACGGGAAGUUCCGGUAUGCUGAAUGCUAUAACGGCUUGGUCUGUAUUUGGUGUACAAAAAAUCCACUAAAACCCGAAAGAGUUUACCAAUUCGAAGAUCCAUUAACAUCAUUGGCAUUUGCCGAAAAAAACCCUAACUGGCUAGCUUGCGGUUUUGCUAACGGUGACGUAUUGAUUUUGGACAUCACUUCAUACACCACAAAAAGCAUAGCGAAAAGUAAACGCGACACAAAUCCCUGUUUUGAACCAAUCUGGGUGACAAGUUGGCGAUCAAUUGAUAAGGAUAAUGAAUUCGUUAUGACUUCAUGUCAAGACGGAAGGAUCAACAAAUUUACUAACACUAAGACCCACGAUUUUAUAUGUUCACCCAUGAUGAGAAUAUCAACCGUCGAAGGUAAGAUGAAAGGGCUGGAAGCAACGAAAGCAUGUUUGAAAGUAGACGUUCCUAUAACGCGCUACCCAGCAGCGUUAUGCAUAAAAUGGCACCCGAACGUUGAGCACGUGUAUCUAGUUGGUACUGAUGAAGGAUGUAUUCACAAAUGUUCUACUCAUUAUCUGAAUCAACACAUCGAGGUCUUCAAAGCACAUGCAGGUCCUGUUUACGGCAUGGAGUACUCCCCUUUUAUGAGUUCGUUGUUGGUGUCUUGCGGCGCAGACGGUGCUAUAAGAUUGUGGAUAGAAGGCAUGGAUGACGUCAUUAUGACCUUAACAUGUCCCGCUGCAGUAUACGGUAUCGCAUUCUGUCCAAUCAACUCCACGGUGAUUUUAUCAGUAAGCGGAAAUAUACUUUCCAUUUGGGAUCUGCGAAGGAAAACUCAUAUGCCGUGUGCGGAAUACUCUUUUCCUAAUAACGUUGUUCUGACGUACAUUAAAUUUGCCGCUUCGGGAGAUAAUGUCUUCGUUGGUGAGACGUCUGGACGCAUUCACACAUUCCAUUUGGAAGACACUCCGAUACCACCGUUUUACCAAAGAAAGAUGUUAGACGAGGCGAUCAAAAAAGCACUUUGCACGAGACCACAGCUCUUGAAGCAACUCGAAAAAUUGGAAAAAUUUAGAGAGAAGUAUGCGAAAUAAUUAACGAAAUCAAUUUGAAUAAAAUUUGUACAUGUGAUAUUUAUAAGUAGCAAUCAUGAAGCUAUUAAAAUUAUUUUAUUACUAGCUGUUACCGUCCGCUUCGCUGGGCAUUUAAAAUUAACAUUAUUAUUUCUCACCCCCACAAAGACUCUCAUCAUUAACGCCCCCGCAACUGGUGUAGGGAGUCCAACACUCAUAUAAAUAUUAGCCUAUCCAUUAACUACAUGUAUUUUCUACAUGAAUACCAAGUUUCAAUUCAAUCGGAUGCUUGGUUCAGUAGUUAUAACGGAACAUCCGUAAAAAGCAGUGUAGAUUUAUAUAUUAGUAUAGGUUUUUUUUAAAUCUAAAGCUCAUUCUUGUUUAUACCACAAUUAAACUACAAGAGAAUAUACCUAUCUAUCAAAAUCACCAACUUAGCUUACACUGCUUGACAUCACUUUAAUAUAUUAGUUACUGCGCUGACCUCAUCGGUUUUGCCACAACCUUAUACACCGUCUGUAACCAACGUUCACAAGUUCAUGUUCAAUUCUAUGGUUGUAAUAAUAAUUAUACCCAAAUCACAUUUU
Messenger RNA from Bombyx mori (domestic silkworm), 2964 nucleotides. Its product is annotated as dynein axonemal intermediate chain 4. Gene Ontology annotation, cellular component: axonemal dynein complex. The coding region runs from base 200 to 2398 and encodes 732 amino acids. Gene Ontology annotation, molecular function: dynein light chain binding; dynein heavy chain binding. The record is from RefSeq and is a predicted model, not a curated record. The transcript has a single exon. Gene Ontology annotation, biological process: cilium movement. Lineage: Eukaryota; Metazoa; Arthropoda; Insecta; Lepidoptera; Bombycidae.